Molecule: messenger RNA, 1604 nt
Organism: Eubalaena glacialis (North Atlantic right whale)
Lineage: Eukaryota; Metazoa; Chordata; Mammalia; Artiodactyla; Balaenidae
Product: HLA class II histocompatibility antigen, DM beta chain
Exons: 6
Coding region: 166-957 (263 amino acids)
Biological process (GO): immunoglobulin production involved in immunoglobulin-mediated immune response; peptide antigen assembly with MHC class II protein complex; antigen processing and presentation of exogenous peptide antigen via MHC class II
Cellular component (GO): MHC class II protein complex; lysosomal membrane; late endosome membrane
Molecular function (GO): MHC class II protein complex binding
Source: RefSeq, a predicted model, not a curated record
AUCGCUCGUUUAGAGAGCAUCGAGGGGCCCCGGCAAUACCAUAUUCCCACUCAGUGUUUGGAGAUCAUCUACCCAGGCUGGGACUUCUCGGGCAGGCAAGGACCCAGGGCCCCUGGAAGAGCUGGUCCAGGGGACGUGAUUUCCCGUGUCUCCCCUGAGGAGAGCAUGACUGCCCUCCUGCCACUGCUGCUGGGCCUCAGCCUGGGCUGCACCGGAGCAGGAGGCUUUGUGGCCCACGUGGAAAGCACCUGUCUGCUGGAUGACGAUGGGACUCCAAAAGAGUUCACGUAUUGUAUCUCCUUCAACAAGGAUUUGCUGACCUGCUGGGAUCGCCUGCAGGCCAGUAUGGUCCCUUGUGAAUUUGGGGUACUGAACGGCUUGGCCAAAUACCUCUCAGAUUACCUCAACCAUAAGGAAAACCUGAUCCAACGCUUAUCCAAUGGGCUGCAGGACUGUGCCACACACACCCAGCUCUUCUGGAGAUCUCUGACCCACAGGACACGACCGCCAUCUGUGCAAGUAGCUAAAAACACUCCUUUUAACACGAGGGAGACUGUGAUGCUGGCCUGCUACGUGUGGGGCUUCUAUCCAGCUGAUGUGACCAUCACGUGGAGGAAGAAUGGGCAGCUGGUCCUCCCUCACGGCAGCGCCUAUAAGAUCGCCCAGCCCAACGGAGACUGGACAUACCAGACCGUCUCCCAUUUGGCCACAACCCCCUCUUUUGGGGACACCUACACCUGUGUGGUAGAGCACAUUGGCGCUCUUGAACCCAUCCUUCAGGACUGGACUCCUGGGCUAUCGCCAGUGCAGACACUGAAGGUUUCCGCGUGUGCUGUGACUCUGGGCCUGGGCCUCAUCAUCUUGUCUCUUGGUUUGCUCAGCUGGCGGAGAGCUGCCUCCUCCGGCUAUGUUUUCCUCCCAGGGUCCAAUUAUCCAGAAGGUCAGCUCAUUUCCUAGAGGCAGAAUCCUACAACUUCCUCUCCACAUGAGGAGAUUCAAACUCUUAAGGAUGCUGCUGUGCUCCUCCAACCCCUCCAAGCUUCCACAUUUUCUUGGAUCCUAUGGUUUCUCUAUUUGAUUCUUUGAAUAUCCCAGUCCCUGCUAUGUAAACCUUACAACUUGGGGAACUCAUUCCUGGGAAUAUUCUGUAACCAAGGUGUUGUCCGUAGGUAGAGCCCAAGGCUACGUAUCUGGGGUGAAUAUAAUCUGGGGAGGAAGUUCAAAGGCCCUCUUGGGGGCCCCCUGUGCCACAGAGGCAUGAGUCGCUGGUGAUCGUCUCUGAGGAAUAAACUCUGGUGGAAAUACAGUUUUUUAAUUAAAUGUUAUAUAAAAACUUUUUUUUUUCUUGAGGCCCUGAGGAGGGACUGUAGGCAGUUAGGGGCUGGGCUUGAUUCCCUCUCCUACUGGAGUCGAGGAGUCAGUGUUUCCUCCCAUUUUCCCAUCUAGACAUGACAGAACUGGGGACAGUUUCCUGAUGGAUAAUUCAUAAGAAGGUAAUAAACUGUGGUGGGAUGGAGUCACAGAGUCAGGGAUAGGAGGGGGUUAACAGUUUUCUGACCUCAUAAGGGAUCUUAAUGAGGAUUAAAUGAGUUCAUACUUGUAAA